UAAAUGCACCGCUGUAUGCCUGUGAGGACAAACUCAGGGCUGGUCUGCGGAGCGGUGCCUGGCAGCAUAAACUCCGGGCUGAGUUAACCCUAACAUCGUCCUUCACAGACCUGACAGGAAGCUAAGAUGGCGGCCGCCGUAGUGAGGACUCUGGGCUCCAGUUUGGGGAAAAACCUCCGAGAGAUCCGCGUCCACCUCUGCCAGACCUCCGCGGCCAGCAAGGGGGCCAGAGACUUUGUGGAGCAGCACUAUGUGAGCCUGAAAAAGUCCAACCCAGAGUUCCCGAUCCUGAUCAGAGAGUGUUCGGGAGUUCAGGCUCGAGUCUGGGCGAGAUACGAUUUCGGUAAAGAGAGCAGCGUCUCUGUGGACAACAUGUCAGCUGAUCAGGUGGCCAAAGCUCUAGAGACUAUGGUUCAGUCCAAACCUUAAACCGCCCUCCCGCCCGUCUCCCUGAAGUGGUUCAGUCCAGGAUCGACUCGCCUGCUUCAUUCCUUCAGUUUGUAAAUGUGUUGAUAUGAAUAAACCUCAAUAUUAUUAAUGUCA
Messenger RNA from Larimichthys crocea (large yellow croaker), 543 nucleotides. It is a transcript of the gene ndufa2, whose product is annotated as NADH:ubiquinone oxidoreductase subunit A2. Lineage: Eukaryota; Metazoa; Chordata; Actinopteri; Sciaenidae. Bases 127 to 429 code for a protein of 100 amino acids. The transcript has 3 exons. The record is from RefSeq and is a predicted model, not a curated record. Gene Ontology annotation, cellular component: respiratory chain complex I.